AUGACAAACCCCUCCUCUCAAGCUGUUUGUGAUGAGGCGGCUGCUUUUGAUAAGUGGAAGAUGCUAUCUGAUAUAGAGGAACGUUACUUGAAACAAAAAGCUAAGCUUCAUUGGUUGAAAGUGGGUGAUCAAAACAAUAAGGCUUUCCAUACUGCAGCUACUAUCCGUGAGUCGUGUAAUAGCAUCAGGGAAAUUCAAUGUGAUGAUGGUAGGGUUGUUACCACACAGAACCAGCUCAAGCAGGAGACUGCAAACUAUUUCCAAGGCUUUCUUAACUUGAGACCUGAACACUACACUUCUUGGUCCCAAGAGGAUUUGGAAGCAGUGUUGGAUUUCAAAUGUGCAGCGAGUGAUAAGUGUUUGCUUACACAUGAGGUAUCAAAGGAGGAGAUCAGGAGGGUGCUAUUCACAAUGCCUAAUUCGAAAUCUCUGGGACCAGAUGAGUUUACUGCAGAGUUUUUUAAAGCUUCAUGGGGAAUUAUUCAUGAAGACUUCGUGGUUGCUAUUCAAUCUUUUUUCCGUACUGGUUUCUUGCCUAAAGGGGUUAACUAG
Molecule: messenger RNA, 552 nt
Organism: Camelina sativa (false flax)
Lineage: Eukaryota; Viridiplantae; Streptophyta; Magnoliopsida; Brassicales; Brassicaceae
Source: RefSeq, a predicted model, not a curated record